Molecule: messenger RNA, 6662 nt
Organism: Miniopterus natalensis
Lineage: Eukaryota; Metazoa; Chordata; Mammalia; Chiroptera; Miniopteridae
Gene: LZTS3
Product: leucine zipper tumor suppressor family member 3
Biological process (GO): regulation of dendritic spine morphogenesis
Cellular component (GO): dendritic spine
Source: RefSeq, a predicted model, not a curated record
GACUGGGAAUCGAACCCACAACAUUUUGGUGUACGGGAAGACACCCCAACCAACUGAGCCACCUGUCCAGGGCUGAACUAUGCUGUCCUUUUUGGGAAUCGAUUUAGGGGGAAUUGUGGCUUCAGAAAAUGAACUAGCAUUCUAAUUUUUCUGGCUCAUAGAUUUACAGGGUUAAGAUUAUUUAUGGAAAAUUUGAGAGAAUUCUUUCAUUAAACCACCUGAGCCUUGAGUCUUUUUUUUUUAAUAUAUAUUUCUUGGAUAAUGUUUUUAACCUCUUAUUUUUGUAAUUUUAUUUCCCAGAAAAUAGUCCACUUUAUCAAGGUUUUCAUAUACAUUAGAACAGAGUCAGUUAUGGUAUUCUCUUAUUUUCCUGGUGUUCCUAACACAUUGUUUGCAGGAAGUUUUUAUCGUGCACUCUACUACCAGUCAACGUAAAAUGUAUAAAUACGUUUCCCGCAUAUUAAGAUGCAAAACCACAUUCUCUAAGAAUCUAUCCUCCGAAGCUAGGAACAGAAAACCAUAAAGAGGGAUUGGGAUCAAGAUAAGUGGGGCCGGAACUGACUAAAAUGAAAGAAAAAUAGAAUUAAAUACAAAGAUUACUCUUGGUAACUGAAGAAAAUUCAUGAUGAUGAAGAAAAACUUGAGAUACUCUCCUAGGAUUCAGAGAAAAAAGACAAAGAUUGCAUUGACAUCAGUGACCCAAGGUGAUCAUUUUAGUGGAGGAAAAAAACCAACAAUCUGUUCACAGAUUAGGGACAUAUUAGGAGAAAACUUUUCUAAGCUGAAAAGACCUUUUAUUUCUGGAAAGUUAAAAGAAAAAGGCCUACACUGAGACUUAACACUGGCAAAAUGUUUGGUUUUGACAGUAAUAAAAAGUCCCAAGCACCAGGCAAACUGCUCACCUAAAACAGACCUGCCCAGCUUUGCUAUCAUUUAUUUUGAGAUAAAAUUGACAUAAAAUUACAAUUAACCCUUGGACAAUGGGGGGGAGGGUUAGGGAUGCAAACCCCUGCACAGUUGAAAAUCCUUACAUAACUUCUCCAAAACUUCAUUACUAGUAGCCUUACAGUUGAUCAGAAGCCUUACCAAUAAUAUAAAGUUGAUUAGUAUAAAUUUUGUAUGUUACACAUGUAUACCACAUCUUUACAUUUGUUUACAUUUCUCAACUGUGAAUUGCACCAUGUACAGUCUGUGCCUAAGUGCCUAAGUUUUGAUAAAUUUUAACUAUAAUAGAUCUGUGUAUAUACUGUGGUAGUAAAUUAUAAAAUAGGUCACUACAUAUAUUUUAUGCAUUCAUGACAUGCCUGAGUUUUUCUUAAUUUUUUGAUAUUUUAGAUCACAUGGUUCAUCUGUGAGUUUUUUCAAAUUGUCACAAAUCUCUGAAAAAUUUUCCAAUACAUUUAUUGAAAAAAAUCUACAUAUAAGUGAACCUAUGCAGUUCAAACCCAGGUUGUUCAAGGGUCAACUGUAUAUAGUUUCAGGUGCAUUUGCUACCGUUCUGAAAGCCAAAAGAUACUGGGAUAAGGACAAGAGAGAGUUGAGGGAAGGUUUUGAGGCUCACAGUCAAGCCACCAUUUGUGGGUACAGUAGGAAGCACCUAGGACAGAGGCUAGAAAAACAGCAUUCACAAGUCCUCCCUCAAGUCACCAGUCAAGGCGGGUCUGAGCAAGGAAAAGAAAAUUUAGAGCAUAAAAAAGCUGGCAGUGACAUUGAUACCAAUUAAAGGGCCGGCAAAAGCCAAAAACAAUGAUCAAAAGAGGAUUUAGUGGCUUUAAAAAAGUGCCAACAAAAGCUGGGUCUAUCAUCCUGGAUUAAGUGGACAAAUAGACAUAGGUGUGAGGGUAGCAGGCCAGGACGUGGAAAAGCACAUUAAAUUUCUCCUUGCAUAAAGAGGAAUAUAAAAAUGAACGAUUUGUCUUUGACAUAAUUUGUGAAAUAUAAACUUUUUAUUUAGUAAACUUACAGUCAACCACCGGGAGAAUUAAAAAACUGGCUUUCUGCCUUGCAAAACACUAAAAGAUAAAAGCAAAUAUGGAAAAAUUCAGAAAACAGGAAAUAGCAAAAUCAAGACUAUAAAAUAGGAUGACAUGUCGAUAACCAAACAAAUCAGCUCUAACAGCAGAGAUACAAUGGGUUAUAUCUCGGCCAGAGUGGAGACACUGCGGGUUUUUAGGGCGGACCCCUUAUACCUCCAGGCUUUAGCUAAUGCUGAACCUUAGGCCUGGCUUGCUUUCCCGCCCUAUGCCCUAUUUAAGGCUAAGGCCCCAGUUCCAGGCAGACCUCUUCCUCCCGGCAGUCCUCCGGGGCCACCCUAGGCGGAAUGAGCGCUCCCCAACAGGACGCGGCGCCUGCGUGCGAAGCCGAUUCUCUGGGUCUGGGAGGAAGUCCCCACCUCACUCUCACUCCAGGAUGCGGGACGGGGCGAGGCCUCGCCUCGGGUGCGGGGCACGAGGUGAAGGCGCUGAAGCCCUGCUGAACUGUAAUGGAUGGCUUCUUAUCUCCGCCGGUUCCCUGGACGAGAAGAAAACUGCAGUCCGGGAUGGCUCUGCCGGCCUGUCCAAAGUCGCACAGCUGGUUCUGGCUGAGCCCCGACCUCGAGAGUGAGGCACAUGGCCCCUGCAGACCGGGCCCCCGAGGGUCCCAGGCUUGAGGACCUUUCGGCCCCCCCACCCCCUUGGAAACGAAAGAAGAGGAGCCUGCGCUGAUACGGAACCUCCACUUCUGCCCUUGACUGCAACACCCUCGGUUAGGACCCCACCCACAAUUUUUGGAUAGGGGCUUAGUCAUGGCGAAGCUGGAGACACUGCCUGUGCGCGCUGACUCAGGGCGGGAUCCCCUCCUGGCCUUUGCCCCACGGCCCUCUGAGCUCGGACCCCCAGAUCCUCGCCUGGCCAUGGGCAGUGUGGGCAGUGGGGUUGCCCAUGCCCAGGAGUUCGCCAUGAAGAGCGUGGGCACCCGCACAGGGGGUGGGGGCGGCCAGGGCAAUUUCCCUGGCCCUCGAGCUGGUGGCAGUGGGGCCAGCAGGGAGAGGCCAGGCCGCUACCCCUCUGAGGACAAGGCUCUCGCCAACUCCCUCUACCUCAAUGGCGAGCUGCGGGGCAGUGACCACACAGAUGUCUGUGGCAAUGUGGUGGGCAGCAGUGGUGGCAGCAGCAGUAGUGGUGGCAGUGACAAGGCCCCACCACAGUAUCGUGAGCCCAGCCACCCACCUAAGCUCCUGGCCACCUCCGGCAAGCUAGACCAGUGUUCAGAGCCGCUGGUUCGGCCUUCAGCCUUCAAGCCUGUUGUACCCAAGAACUUCCACUCCAUGCAGAACUUGUGUCCCCCACAGAACAGCGGGACCCCUGAGGGACGACAGGGCCCUGGUGGCCUCAAGGGUGGACUGGACAAGUCUCGGACCAUGACCCCAGCGGGCGGGGGUGGGGGCAGCCUCUCAGACUCAGGCCGGAACUCACUCACAAGCCUGCCCACCUACAGCUCUAGCUACAGCCAGCACCUGGCGCCCCUCAGUGCCUCCACCAGCCACAUCAACCGCAUUGGCACUGCCGGCUAUGGUAGUGGCAGUGGCAGUGGUAGUGGCAGCAGCGGUGGUGGGUCAGGCUACCAGGACCUGGUGACCUCUGACAGCGGGCGGGCCUCCAGCAAGAGUGGGUCCUCCUCAUCCAUGGGGCGGCCUGGCCACCUGGGAUCGGGAGAGGGCGGAGGUGGAGGCCUGCCGUUUGCGGCCUGCUCACCACCCUCGCCCAGUGCUCUGAUCCAGGAUCUAGAGGAGCGGCUGUGGGAGAAGGAGCAGGAGGUGGCAGCACUGCGACGGAGCCUGGAGCAGAGUGAGGUGGCAGUGGCCCAGGUGCUGGAGGAGCGGCAGAAAGCGUGGGAGCGGGAGCUGGCCGAGCUGCGGCAGGGCUGCAGCGGGAAGCUGCAGCAGGUGGCCCGCCGUGCCCAGCGAGCCCAGCAGGGCCUACAGCUGCAAGUGUUGCGGCUGCAGCAAGACAAGAAGCAGCUGCAGGAGGAGGCAGCCCGGCUGAUGCGACAGCGGGAAGAGCUCGAGGACAAGGUGGCCGCCUGCCAGAAGGAGCAGGCCGACUUCCUGCCCCGGAUGGAGGAAACUAAGUGGGAGGUGUGCCAGAAGGCCGGGGAGAUUUCCCUCCUGAAGCAGCAGCUGAAGGACUCGCAGGCCGAUGUGUCCCAGAAGCUGAGUGAGAUCGUGGGGCUGCGCUCCCAGCUGCGGGAGGGCCGCGCCUCGCUGCGGGAGAAGGAGGAGCAGCUGCUCAGCCUGAGGGACUCGUUCAGCAGCAAGCAGGCCAGCCUGGAGCUGGCCGAGGGUGAGCUGCCCGCCGCCUGCCUCAAGCCGGCGCUGACCCCGGUAGACCCCUCUGAGCCGCAGGAUGCCCUGGCCACCUGUGAGAGCGACGAGGCCAAGAUGCGCCGGCAGGCGGGGGUGGCCGCCGCCGCCUCCUUGGUCUCCUUGGACGGGGAGGUGGAUGCUAGUGGGGAGAGCGGGACGAGGGCCCUGCGGCGGGAGGUGGGCCGGCUGCAGGCCGAGCUGGCAGCUGAGCGGCGGGCUCGGGAGCGCCAGGGGGCCAGCUUCGCAGAGGAGCGCCGCGUGUGGCUGGAGGAGAAGGAGAAGGUCAUCGAGUACCAGAAGCAGCUGCAGCUGAGCUACGUGGAGAUGUACCAGCGCAACCAGCAGCUGGAGCGGCGGCUGCGCGAGCGUGGGGCUGCGGGGGGUGCCAGCACACCCACCCCCCCGCACGGCGAGGAGAAGAAAGCCUGGACCCCCUCCCGCCUUGAGCGCAUUGAGUCCACAGAAAUCUGAUCCCUAAUCUGGGCAUGCGGACUUUUGACAAAUGCCCUGUCAAAGGCCAGAGUCCCCAAUAUCCCCUCCCGUCACCUCUCUUCCCCACAUUUCCCAUAUCCCCAGACCAAAGAGGUUCUCAAAGCAGCUGUGACCAGGUCCCUCCCCUCCCUUCACUGAGUGCCCUCCUAGCUCUACCACUGCCCCUCUGGGCAACCCACUGGGACCCUCCUCCCUAGGAGAAGACAGGGAGAAGGCAGAGCGUGUGGGGACUAGGGGCCCAGGCUUCAUUUGUUGGCACUCCCUUGUUGGAGAUGGAGGUGGCAGGCCUGCAGAGCCAUGAGGUGCCCCAGCCCCUUGUUGGUCUGGGCUGCUACUGUUGGCCACCCUGGGUCCAGUGAUGUUCUCUGUGCUCACCUCAUAGGCCAUGUAGCCUGAGGGGGCCUGCAUAGGGUCUGCUGAAACUGAGAGACCUUGGGUUCCUGGCCUCUCUCCUUCCUGCAGUUUUCUCCCUUUCUGGGCAGAUUGGCAGGACAAGUGGGAGCAGAUGGCCUGCCUGUGGUUGAGAGGGCUACCUGCCCAGCCCCUCCCCACCAAGGUCUCUUGGGCUCAGGCCUUAGAGCCUGGCUUGGUCUGAGUGUGUGUCCAUAUGUGUGUUGGGAGGGAAGGGCUGGGGCUGGAGGCUGUGUCCAGGAAAGAUUUGCCCUCCUGUUCCUGGGAAGGGUCACCUGGAGGCUUCUAAGUUCUCCCUCCCUACCCUCACCCCCUCUUUCUGGCCAGAAUCCAAGGGCAAUAGUCUCAUCUGCUUGGCCUACCCCAUACUGAGGGCCACUGUCUGGUUCUAACUACAGCUAUUAAGUGCUACCUGCCUCUCAGGCACUCCCCUCACCCAGUUCCUGAGGUCAUGAGUGUCUGUGAUGUCUUGCCCUCUGCAUUCCCCCAGCCUCCUGCUUUCAGCUCAGAACAUCAUUGUCCCAGGCCACCUCUUCCCCCAAAACUCACCUUUUCUUCCAGUAGAAAAAAAAUUCUGCUUGAUAUUUGGUGCACUGCCCACUUCCAAGCUCCACUGGGCCCAAGCCUGAGCCUUUGUUUUGGGGGCUGGGGGGAUGGUUGAGAUUGCCCUUAAAAAACAAGGCUGACCUUAGAGGAACACUGACCUUUGGGUUCCCAGGGUCCUGAGGUAGCCCACCGUUUGCCUAGGGUAGGCCUGUCAUGGCCAUCAAUGGGGGUUGGGGCAGCCAAUGUGACUUUCUCCUCCAUGGGCCCUCUCAGAGUCCAUCUGCCCAAGAUAGGAAGGGAAAAGCAAAUUUCUAAUUCACCAGCAAUAAAAAUUGGAGGAGGCUUGGCCCUUAGCCCUUGUAUUUCUCUCUUUUCACUCUCUUCCUCCCACCCCCAAGACUAGGUUUGGGGACAGGGUGGAGAGAGCUGGCAAGUACUGUGAGCAAGUCCUCUAACCCCUGACCAGCCUCCUCCCAUGACUGGUGACUGUUUAACAAGCUGUGUCCCCCCCAUGAAAACAGAGUGCCCCUCUGUGUGGCCUCUAUCUUUGCACAGCCCCUUCCGGUGGCCCUCACCAAAUCUCUGAACUGGGUUAGGAGGCCAUCCUGGCAAUCACUGCCCAUUUCACUCACCCCUCAGUGUACCUGUCCCAGAACCUGGGCUGGGCCAGAGGGGCAGGAGGAAGAGAAGGCAUUAGUAGGAAAAAAAAAAAAAAAAAAAUUAACACUCAGCUUUGGGACUUCCAACCACAAAAGAAAUUAUAUAUAAAUAUAUAUAAAUAUAUAUAUCUACCAUAUGUGAUGAAAAGACUUUGUUUUCUUUUCCCAAAGAAAUAAAAUGGAGAAAGCCUCUUGAGUGGCAUUCUUUG